This is a messenger RNA of Bipolaris sorokiniana ND90Pr, 615 nucleotides long. RefSeq lists its product as uncharacterized. The record is from RefSeq and is a predicted model, not a curated record. Lineage: Eukaryota; Fungi; Ascomycota; Dothideomycetes; Pleosporales; Pleosporaceae. The transcript is spliced from 2 exons. The coding region runs from base 1 to 615 and encodes 204 amino acids.
AUGAGAAUCAUCGCGAUCCUUUCGGCCUUUGCGGCCACAGCUCUCGCAAUACCCUGCCCAACCUCCCUCUUUCAACCAUAUGGCGAAUUGCCAAAAACCCGCACCUUCGUGCCCCGAGACGUCUUCCAGAUUAGCCAAGCGCGACCUACUGAAUUCUUCCUACCCGACGGCUGGGGUACUAUAACCGCAAGAGACAAAUGCACCGUCUUCAACAUACCUUUGGAUGCCGACAGAGCCAGAGGCAAAACCUGCAAUCUCGUCUUCGACUUCCCCAACAACAGGCAAGGGCCAGGCGUAUCCCGCCUCGUUGGUCAAGGCCGCUUCAUGUUCUAUCCCUUUGCCCAUAGCGCCCGAGUCCCACUUCCCAUCGUUACAAACUGGAAUAACAAGCCUCCGUUUGCUAUCACACCCCCGAUUCUCAUAAAGCAGCUUGCUCCCGGCCACAGUUACGUUCUUAGCUCGGGGCCGUGCUAUAUUUCUCAAGAACAAAAGGGAAUGGUGAUGAGGAGCGGUAUGAUGUGCUCUGAGAACUCUAUUUUGUCGUUCAAACAGAGCGACGAGAAGUGUCCUAUGGGACUCUAUCUGAUCCUUUCCGAGCCGAAUGGUCUCAAUUAG